AUGUCCAUCCCAAAUGAAGCUCUCCAGAAGCUCCUCCAAGAAAUCGAAGCGCGGGUGAUCACCUCGCAGCAACAAAUCGGAAUCACAAAGGCGCAGAUGACGAGCAAGAACCGCGAUAUCCGGAUGCUCGAGCUCACGUCGAAGGAAAUUGGGUCGCUACCUGGUGAUACGAAGGUUUACGAGGGGGUUGGGAAGAUGUUCGUUGGUGUGCCCAGAUCGACGGUUGAUAAGCGGAUAACGACAGAGAGCGGGGAGCUGAAAGGGGAGAUUGAGGGCCUGGAGAAGAGGAUGCAUUAUUUGGAGAUGACGUUUAAGAACAGUCGGGAGAACUUGGAGGCUAUAUUGAAAUCCGGCGGAAAGGCGUGA
Messenger RNA from Aspergillus puulaauensis, 366 nucleotides. Its product is annotated as putative prefoldin subunit 1. Gene Ontology annotation, biological process: protein folding. Gene Ontology annotation, molecular function: protein folding chaperone. Gene Ontology annotation, cellular component: prefoldin complex; cytoplasm. The record is from RefSeq and is a predicted model, not a curated record. The transcript has 3 exons. Bases 1 to 366 code for a protein of 121 amino acids. Lineage: Eukaryota; Fungi; Ascomycota; Eurotiomycetes; Eurotiales; Aspergillaceae.